CUACGGGAUACACUUGCGUCGGAAGACACUUUCGCCGUCACUCUCAUACGCUUUGCUGCCGUCAACAGCAAGGCCCCCUCAAGACCCGUGUCUUACUUUCUCCUGGUAUUGGCCUUCCCAUCACAGGCGUCUGCUUGCUUCUCAACUCUCGGCAUCCUCCUUCUGUCCCUCCUCUUUUCGUCAAAAACCCGCCUUACCUGCCGCAUGGAUCGUUCAAGUCGGAAUCAAUUUGGUGGCAACACAUAUUGUUGCCUAUACUGGCAGAGAGUGCCCAGUAGCUCAAGUAUGCCGGAUGUGAGUCGCCUUCCAAGUUCCGUUUCUCUCAACAGUCCUAGAUUGAAUGCCGCUAAACUGGGCAUGCUGCAGAGACUCCUACUUCGUCAACGCCCACCGAGAAGAUUCCAAUCCACAAGUCCAUCGCUUGAAUCUAUCUGAGCCUCGCAUUCACAACCAUCAAAACUCCCGGAGAACAUGCCUCCCAACCGAGUCAGAGUUGUGAAGGGCUCAUGUUGGUCCUGCAAAAAGCGACGCAUUAAAUGCAGUCUCUCUAAGCCAACUUGCCGCCAAUGCGCUGCCUCCGGCACCAAGUGCGAUUACAAUAGCCGACUUAUCAGAUGGAGCACAAGGCCAACUCCUCAUGUUCCUCCAGCCUACUGCAUCCCACGGAACGACUUGCACUUGACCGUUUAUCUUGAAGUGUGCGAGCGGCGCGCUCUUGACUAUUUCCACCUUCGCGUCUGGCCACUUCUCUCCACGGCUGAGGAACCGUGUGCUCCUCCAAGUUCGGUGGCUCUGGAGCACCGCGUCGUUUUGCUCGCUGCUUGUUUGCUGUCUGACUCUCACAGGCUCCUACAAGACGGUACGCAUGACCACGAUUCCCUCGGCAAGAAGCGGCUGGAGUGCCUGGCUGCCGUUCGAACCGAGAUAGACCGCUGCUGCGUUGAGCCUAAGAGGGAUGGACCCACGAUCGGGCUCUUAUUUGCCGUCAUCCUCUUGUACUUUGAUGACGGAUAUAUGGGUUGCAUCCUCAAGUCAGCCUCGACCUCUAGUCAUUACAAUGGCAUCCUAGCUAUCCUCGAGCAUCUAGGUGGCAUCGAGGCCGUAGUGUCGACAGCCCCCGAGCCGCUGCAUAUGCUGCUCUCAGAGUUCGCGACGACGGAUCUCACAACAUCCAUGAUCCAGGGUAAGCCUCCGGCAUUCCCUCCUGACGUGUGGCACCGGCUCGAUAAGGGCCCUGUUUGGUGGGGUCGUGACCCGUUGGGUAGGUGCUCCCUCGCGUCUGUCUUUCGCGAAAUCGCCAAGAUGGGCCUGUACCUACAAGCGACGACAAGCAUGGCCGAGGAUCUGUCUAUCGAGCGCAUCCGCGAAUUCGAAGCGUCCCUUCGUCCAGUCUAUGCGCCACUGACUGUCGCCGAUGCUGACGGCCGGAGCCCCUCCGAAGUAUCCGACUGCUCUACGUCUGCGACAGAAGCCGAGGCUGUACAUGCGUUCACCCUUGUCCGCAUCUUCCAACACACCGCCUUGCUGUACCUGUAUAGAGCCAUUUGUGGCCUUCCGACCCGUCACCCGCUUGUGCAGCAGCAUGUCAAAUCCUGCCUCGCUUGCAUAUUUGAGAUCCCUCGGGAGGCAAACAACCUCAACUGCAUCGUUUUCCCGCUGUUCAUCGCCGGAGCCCACGUUUCAUCGGCUGAAGAGCAAAAGGCCGUUCUUGACAUGGCUGACGUGAUAUACGAUGAUAUGCGAUUUGCCUCUAUUGACGCGGUCAAAUCUUUUUUCAAGACCAUUUGGCCGUCCAAAUCUGGAGAGAAGACCUGGCUUGAAAUAUUCAGCCAUCUCAGCCCACACGUCCUAGUGCUGUGA
Colletotrichum scovillei is the source of this 1860-nucleotide messenger RNA. RefSeq lists its product as uncharacterized. Bases 472 to 1860 code for a protein of 462 amino acids. The record is from RefSeq and is a predicted model, not a curated record. Gene Ontology annotation, cellular component: nucleus. Gene Ontology annotation, molecular function: DNA-binding transcription factor activity, RNA polymerase II-specific; transcription cis-regulatory region binding; zinc ion binding. Gene Ontology annotation, biological process: positive regulation of transcription by RNA polymerase II. NCBI's taxonomy places the organism in Eukaryota, Fungi, Ascomycota, Sordariomycetes, Glomerellales, Glomerellaceae. The transcript has a single exon.